This is a messenger RNA of Leptomonas pyrrhocoris, 3498 nucleotides long. Its product is annotated as putative ubiquitin hydrolase. Gene Ontology annotation, molecular function: cysteine-type endopeptidase activity; cysteine-type deubiquitinase activity. Gene Ontology annotation, cellular component: nucleus; cytosol. The record is from RefSeq and is a predicted model, not a curated record. The transcript has a single exon. Gene Ontology annotation, biological process: protein deubiquitination; regulation of protein stability. The coding region runs from base 1 to 3498 and encodes 1165 amino acids. NCBI's taxonomy places the organism in Eukaryota, Euglenozoa, Kinetoplastea, Trypanosomatida, Trypanosomatidae.
AUGCUUUCUGUUUUAGAAGUCGCGAAGCACGUUUUCUGGAACGACAGUGCCUUUAACCGAAAGCUUUUGCCCUCGGAAGCGUCGCUGGAAAAAUGCACGUGCACACUCCUUGAUCUCAGCACGAUGUCGGGUAAGGAGCGCAUUUCUGCGUUCCGACAGUGCGGAAUUGAUCCGUCGCUCUUUCCACUCUUCUUACGAGCGCUUCAACAUCUCACCGCGCUUCAUGGCAACGGGAAGAUCGAUGACAGUUACGUCAUUCACCGUCACCUCACGGCCCACCAAUUUAGCCCUUUCACGAGCAACGGUCCGCUUUUGGGCUACGCAAAUGUGAACAGUUUGCCCUAUCGUGAACCCUGCUCGAGCGAUGGAAAAGCACUGAAAAAGGAAAGUGUGACGGAAGCGCGCAAAGAAGCGCCAAGGCAAUCUCGCUACAAUGGGUUGUUGAACCAGGGAGCAACAUGUUACUUGAAUUCACUACUGCAGGCAUUAUUCCACAUUUCGGCGUUUCGCUCAACCAUUUAUCACAUGCCGACAAGGGAAGAGGCGGAGGGAAAGGGUAAUGGCGACGCUUCGGGUACCAAGAGCAUUCCCUACGCGCUGCAGCGGCUCUUUUGUCACCUGCAAAUGUCAACUAAGGCAGUAGGUACGCGCGAACUGACUGAGUCGUUCGGUUGGGGAUCGGCCGACAGUUUCAUUCAACACGACGUUCACGAGCUCACCCGUGUGCUGCUAGACAACCUGGAAGAGAAACUCACGGCGCUGCGGGCGGAAAUGGGACACUCAAACCCGAAGGACAACGCCAUUCAUCAGCUCUUUACAGGAUCAUUGGAAAGCUACGUCAAAGUCGAGGAUGCCAACUACUUCGGCUCGCGCGAAGAGCCGUUCUAUGAUUUACAGCUCGUGGUCAAGAACAAGCAAAACAUCUACUCCAGCUUCGACGCCUUUUUCCAAGUAGAAGUCUUAGACGGCAAAAACAAAUACUGCUUAGAAAGCAACGGGAAAAAGGAAUACCACCGCGCUGAGAAAGGUGUCCGCUUCAAAACAAUUCCUCCUAUUCUGCUGCUUCACCUUGCUCGGUUCGACUAUGACAUUCAGCGGGGCGAAACGAAAAUUUUUACGAGGUGGGAGUACUACAACACACUUGAUCUGUCGUACUACAUGCCGGAGGCGCCGCGGGAAGACACACAAUACACCCUGUGCAGCGUACUCGUGCACUCUGGGUCUAACACCGGGUUUGGACAUUAUUUUUGUUUUCUGAUGUGCUCGGGGUCGUGGUACAAGUUCAACGAUGAAACGGUUGCGCCAGCCAAGUUGAAAGAAGUCUUCGGGGACAACUUUGGUGGCUUCCGACUCAAUUACUGGGGUUCGGAAAUUCCGAAUACCGCAAACGCGUACAUGCUGGUGUACAUUCGCACAUCCCAGCUGACAUCCAUACUCCGCCCCAUCAGCGCGUCAGACGUCCCGCAGCAUGUCGUCGAGCAACUGGAGAGAGAACGCAUCGAACAGGAGCGACGCGUGAAGGAGCAGGCGGAGGACUACCUUUACGGACGCGUUCAUUUUAUUCAGCCUCACGAGAUAGUGGAGCAAGAAGAGUACCUUACCUCCCGCCGCCCGGUCGAGCAGAAAUUUUCGUCGCAGAAGACGCUACGCCUGCUGCUGGAAGCCGAAGCGCUGCCCAAGUUUCAAGCGUUCGUCGCUCGACAAUUUGGCAUUGCCCCGAGGCAGCAGCUGCUAUGGUUUGCCUCUCUCCGCGGCGACGCACCAAAACUCCGUCUCUUUAAGCAGGUCAAGGACGGUAUGAGGGUCAUGGAGCUUUUACAAAAAGACAAAGAGUGCUGUGUGCUGAUAACUACGCCGCGUUCUGCACCCAUGAUUGAGCUGGACGCCGAGUGCGCGCAUCGCGAGUAUGAAGUGUUCCACCACAAACUGUACGAUCCACUGCAACUGAAGCUGAUGUUCAUCGGCUGCACUGUGCUGCAUCGCGACCCCCACGGCGACACAAAACCGGCAGUAGAGGCGAUGGAGGCGCGCGUGCGAGAGAUGAUCGCAGAGCUUCCCGACGAUACCCGUCUGCUAUAUGGCCAUCAUCUGACGAAACAGCCAGCGAAGAAGCACGGGCUUGCGUCGCCGCACACCAGCACCGUCUCGCUUGACGCGUACAAGUCCCACCAAGACCUCGCAUCCAAGGACGAGGAAAAGGCGAAUACCCCCGUCGUACGAGGGAAGCCGCAGGAAAAGCUUGUGGUUGUGCGGGAGACAGAGGAGCACAGCUUUCUGCCCUGUAACACUCUUAGCUCUGGCGACAUUCUUAUCUGGAAGCUCGACACCCCGAACGAGGACCCGGCCAAUGUCUUCUACCCCGACAUUCAGAGCUUCCAACACUUCCUGCAUCGACGUAUUCCCGUCGAAAUCAAACUCAAUCGCUAUCCCGACUAUCCUUCCCUCAUCGACACCGAGUUGGGGGAGGACAUGACGUAUGAGCAGCUGCAACGAUACGUGGCUCGCCUCAUCGGCGAUUUGGAGCACUUUGACCGCAUCCGAUUCACACGCCACAAUCCCGAGACGGAGCUGCCGUACUUCAUGAAGGGAAAGAAGCAUGACCGUCCCACCUUGGCGCGGCUGCUGAUGCCGGCUAGCUCCCGCGUUCCCGUGCUGUCCAAGUACCUCUACUACGAGUACUGUAAGUACACGGUCACCGAGAUCGAGAACGCCCACUCGUUGCAGUUCAAACUGUACGGCGACAACGUGAAGGCGAUGUCGGCACACUGGAUUCUCCUGCCGCGCGAGCUGCCCAUCACCGCAAACGUGCUCUUUUCCGCCUGUGUUCGCGAAAUCCAAAAGGAUUACACCGGAGAUAACUUCAAGCCGAUGACCACUUUACUGGAGGAGGAUUCUGAGAGCGCAAAGUGCGACUCCACGCUCGCCUUCAUGAAGAGCCUCAUGACAAUGGACGUCAACAAGGCGCACGAGGUGCUCCGACUGGCGGAUGUGUGGCGCGGGCGUGUGUACAACGUGCUGGACAAAGACCACACCCUCGUUUUUGAGCACCAGACGUUUGAGGAGAGCGCCGAGUACCGCAUUGAGCGCAUUCCGCAGCCCAUCCCAAACGUUCCGCUGCAGUACCAAGCGGUGUUUCCAGUGCAUCAUUUCACAAGGGUGCACCAGCGUCGCGACCUCGUCGAGACUCACAGCGAACCUUUCAGCAUGUACGUCAACUUCAACGAACCAUCCAGUCAACUCCUGCGACGGAUCGCCGCGAAGCUCGAGAUGAGUUUCGCAGCCUUGCAGGAUUGGAAGGUGUGCGUGGUGAAGGAGAACCGCGUCGAGGUGAUCCCGCCAGAUUCGCCGAUGGGAAAGCACAUACACAGCUUUUGCGCGAUGGAGUACUUCGAGCCAAACCAGCCAGAGCCGUCUAAAGGUGCCUUCAUCGGGCUAGAGCACGCUCCUCUAUCGAAGCGCACUGGCAAGCGGGAGGACAAGGUUUUAAUCUUGAAUUGA